GCAUCUUCUGGCCAGACUUAUCGUCAAGUUUUUUUAACGUUACCCUGACCCAACCCAUAUCAGUAUCCAGAGAGACAAGUUUACCUGCAUCAGGUACAACAGGGGUGACUGGCAACAGUUCUGUAAGUGAUGCUGAGAUGGAUGAAAUACUGCAAAAACUUGGACAAAAGGUUCUGCCUGCUGUCAAGGAAGGAACCUUUGCCAUCAGGACAAAUGGAGAUACUGUGAUACUAACAGAUUGUCCAAGUUUGGUCAUGAGUGGAUCCCUGGGUGUUGCAACUGUGAUGAAAUCACAACGUGGGGUAACUAAAGUUCAGUCGUCAUCAUCAGAGGGAACCAAUGAAACAGGGGACAGGAAAACAGAUAUUGUGUUUGUGAAAGAAAACAAUUAUGAGAGUGCUAUUAAAGAAAUGGGACUUCCUAUGGACAAUUAUGAGAGUUUUAAAUCUGAGCAAAUUUCAGAGUUUAGUCCUCAAGAAAAUGCUUAUCAAAAUAAUAGUGCAAACAGCAGUGAAAGUGAAAGAAACAGUCAUGGUCAAAAUAGUGCUCUGAUAUGUUGUGAGAAUGACAGCCCAAGGAAAAGUCAGUAUGAAUGUCAAAAUUAUACUGAUAAGGAUGAUGUAAUUGGCCAAAUAGUUGAAAGUAAACGUGAACCUGAAAGUGAAUGUAAUGAUUCAAAGUGCAAUACCAAAAAAACAUCAACCAGCACUAGAAAAAUAAGUCAUGCAGAUAAAAAUACUAAAACGCAUUGUGAGUGUGAAAAAGGCAACCAAUCGGUGCAUAAGUGUUUUUAUACGUGCGGAACUUGCAUGAAACGGUUUGGCACGAUUUGCAAGCUUCAUGUCCAUUUGGCGAGCCACUCUUUAGGGAGCUCCUACCGCUUUGACCACGUCAAUUUGACAGGUUAUCCAAAAUUCGAAACCUUCAACAGCUUUGCCCAGACCGGUCCUGAACUUCUUGCCGAUUACUCUUUCAGCGUUGAGUUCACUGCUGUUGAAUGUCAGACUGAUUUAACGAUGGUUGAUGGACGCCCUGAUGAAGUCGUAGAAAUAAUGGAAGUGAAUGAAGACAAAGUUAGUGAGAGACUUGAACAAAUACAUAGAAAGGGCAAAGAGGUUAAUGGUUUAGAGAAUGAAAGUGGCAGAAAGAGUGAGGAGUGUUCCAGCUUUGUAAAGGUGCUGAUGUUUGGAAAAGAAGGGCCAGAAAAUGUGAAACUAAAGCGGAAACGAAAGCAACCGAACCUUUGUACAAGUAUAAAUGGUUGCCAGCCUUCCGAAAUAAAAGUUGAAUUAACACGUGUCAACAGUGAUCCAAUGGCAGCUGAAGCAAGCAUGGUGAUUGAUCCAACAGUCAAUGAAGAUACCGGUUACAAAGAAAUGGAUAACAAUGUGGAGGAGGACAUUGAAAUUGAUGCUAAAAAAUCUGAAGCCAAGGAGUAUGGACUUGUUACUGAUUCAAACCCAGAAGGCUUUUGCUAUUUGGGAGGGUUUGAUAAAAAGUUUGUCAUGCAUAAACCUAAUCUAGGUAAUUCUUGCAAAAACACUGGGAUAAAGAGAAAACAUCGGACAAAAGAACAGAAAGAGUCAAAAGAGAACUCGAGGAAGAGACAUUUAUGUAAAAAUAAGGUAAAAAAGACAAAUGCAGAAAUUAUAAUGCCGGUAUUAAGUAAAGAGCCAAUCAAACGAGUGUUUUGUAAAAUUUGCAAUAAAAACAUCUGGGAGACGAAAAUGGCCAGGCAUCAACUUCAACAUCAAGCGCCAGCAGUAGACGUGAUGUGUGAGAAGUGUGGAAAGACGUGCACCAGUCGCCAGCAACUGAACAAGCACCUGCUGACACACCGAGACACCAAACAAUACAAAUGCUCCUUCUGCCCCGCUCAGUUCAGUGCAAAGAAGGAUUACACAGUGCAUAUUGCCAACCAUAAAGGCGAUCGUCCGCAUGUCUGCAACGUCUGUGACAAGCGGUUCCUGACCAACAAGUCUCUGCUGCAGCAUCAGGAGAAUAUUCACAUGGGUCUCACUAAGUUCCAGUGUGAGCACUGCGAGCGCAGGUUCUUCAAGCAUUCUGGCCUGCAGGCCCACUUGGCAACACACUUUGAUGCCUCCCACCCCUGCAACUACUGCGAUCGCAAGUUCAGAGACAAAACAUCGCUGAGAAGGCAUGAGCGCAUUCACACGGGCAUCAAGAUGUACCAGUGUCACAUCUGUGCGCACGCCUUCAACCAGUGCACGCCGUUCUUCAUACACAUGGAGAAGAAACAUGGCAUGAGUAGGGCCAUUGUUAAAGAGCAGCUCAAAGUUUUACACGAGGCCAACAGACGUCUGGGUAUUAAGCAGCCCACAUUGAUACUUCCCAGAGACGUUGAAAGAUUGAAGGAGGAACUCGAUAAGGGAGGGACGGGAGAAAUGGAAAUACUCAGAACGGAACAGUUUGUCCAAAACGUCUCUCAGCAUCACAGCGGUAGUGGUGCAGCAGUAAAACACGUGUUGAGAAAGAGAAAAGAACAGGUCCAACGUAAACAUGUGGUGAAUAAAAACGCUGCGACGGAAAUGAUUCAGUACGCGAAUACUAACUGUACUAGUUCGCCCGAUGAGAUUGUUAUGGAAAUGGAGCACUCUAACUCGGGGACGAUUUUUCUUGUACCAGAGAGUCCAAAUGGUCUAGAAUCAAUUUCGGCAGUAAAUUCCGUGUACGACCUUCACAUACCUGAACAAAGCAGCGUGUUCAGUUACAGCACUUCACAGACGGGUAUUGAGGAACCAAACAGAAUCAUACAAACUAAGGACAAAAGAAUUAUCUUAAAACACUUUAAUCAGGAGAUUGAUAAUUAUGCAACGUCAUCCAUUCAAGACAGCACUGCGGGCACAUACACCCAAUCAGGUUACAUUGAAAGUGUCUCAGUGCCUUUGGUCUCUCAAAAUGCCCUCUCAACAGGCACCAAGAAUAAUGGUCCCACCUCCAUUUCUGUGCCAUUUUACGCGAAACAGUAUUUGAACUAUACCAACCUAAGUAAUUUAUCGAAUGAAGCCAAUUUGGCGGCUUCUACUAUUUAUCAAGGGGAAUUAUAAUAUUCAGUAGAUGUUUUUACACUUUGAGUAUGUGAAAGAAAUGCAAAGAAAAGACUAUUUUGAAAAUGGGAAACCUGUUUUUAUGCCCCCUUUCGAAGAAACGGUGUACAUAGUUUUUGCAAUGUCCUUCAGUCUGUAACACUUGUCCGCUCUCUAAUUCAAAUACUUUUCAUCCGAUCUUUACCAAACUUGGUCAGUAGUUGUAUCUAGACAAUAUCUAGGUCAUGUUUGAAAAUGGGUCAUGCCGGGUUAAAAACUAGGACAUGGGGUCACUUAGUGCAUUUCAAGGAUUUAGCAUGGUGUCCGCUCUCUAAUUGAAGUACUUUUCAUCUGAUCUUUGCCAAACUUGGUCAAAAGUUGUAUCAAGACAAUAUCUAGGUCAAGUUCGAAUAUGGGUCAUGCCUGAUCAAAAACUAGGUCACGGGGUCACUUAGUGCAUUUCAAUAACUUCUAUCAAAGCGUUUAUUGGGGGCAUAUGUCAUCCUAUGUAGACAGCUCUUGUUUUAUAUUAUACAUGUAGCAAUUUUCUUUAAACAUAUGAAUUUUUAUUUGUGAUAAGAAAACAUAGUUUCUUGGCUACUUUUAUGGAUACGGUUAUAUUCAUCACAUUAAAUAAUUUUUGUUAAAAUGUCCAACUUAUGAUAAAAUAGAUUACCUCUGCUAAUAAUAAUGAUAAUGAAAACACUUUGCUCGAAGCUUGUCUUUGCUUACCUGAAACGCUUGUGUGACCUUUUUAUGGUCAUUUGUUGUUUAUUGAUCUCAUUCCUUUUUGUCUUAUUAAAAAUCCGCCAAAUUUUGAUUUGUUGAAUAAAGUAGAUACAACAGAA
Messenger RNA from Dreissena polymorpha, 3895 nucleotides. Its product is annotated as RE1-silencing transcription factor A-like. The coding region runs from base 138 to 3068 and encodes 976 amino acids. The transcript is spliced from 5 exons. Gene Ontology annotation, biological process: regulation of DNA-templated transcription. NCBI's taxonomy places the organism in Eukaryota, Metazoa, Mollusca, Bivalvia, Myida, Dreissenidae. Gene Ontology annotation, molecular function: DNA-binding transcription factor activity, RNA polymerase II-specific; RNA polymerase II cis-regulatory region sequence-specific DNA binding. The record is from RefSeq and is a predicted model, not a curated record.